Thlaspi arvense is the source of this 1760-nucleotide messenger RNA. The record is from the annotation of a GenBank genome assembly. NCBI's taxonomy places the organism in Eukaryota, Viridiplantae, Streptophyta, Magnoliopsida, Brassicales, Brassicaceae.
AGAUGGAAGCCAGAAGCGAUCUGAAGUACAAAAUUUACGAGAUUUUCAAAGAGUUUAUGACUGGGAUCACAAAGCUUGAGGAACUAGAUAAUGCUGCAAAUAGCUUUCUUAAACGGUUUCAGCAAGGACUCAGCUUUCUCCAACGCCCUCCUAUGGUUACUUCAUCCAAGUUGAUCGAGAACAUUAUGAAGAACAAUGAAACAAGACGGCUUAAAUCAUAUAUAGAAUCAGGCUGUAUUAACAUCGAUGAUGCUGCACAAAGCACAAAAGCUUUGCAUACAUCUUUAUCAGGACUUUCUGAUCACCUAAUCAAAGCUCAAAGCUUGUUAACUGAGCUGGAGCGUCUCACCGAUGAAGCAGCUCUUGCAAUUGAGACUGCCACAAAUUUUUCUACACAGCUAGAUAAAGAAUCAUGUGAUGAGUUACAACGAGUAACGUGUGAUGAUGAGGAGAAGGCGACUGUUACUUUCCCUGAAGCACCUGAAGUUACAGAGUACGCUACAGUUAUUGCAGUAGUUUACAGUAUGGUGAAGCAGAACUAUGCGAUGCAGGAAAAGAUGGUGAGAUCGCUUAGUUUGAAGUCAUCAUCUGCUGAGCUAGAGACUUACACUAUGAUGUGGUCAUUGCGUCCUUUUGUAGAAGAAGAUUUUGGCCCAUUUACUAACAUAAGCUUUCAUCAAGCAAGGAAAUUAGAAAAAUGUUCAGAAAUCAGAAGCAAAUUCGUGAGCAGAUCUUGCGGCGUCUUCGGAUUUUUCGUGGCUGCGUCUGACGUUGCCACGAAGAAGACGAAGAUGGAUUACCAGAACAAGCUUGUCCUUGCUCCCAUGGUUCGUGUGGGAACGCUCUCUUUCAGGAUGUUGGCGGCGGAGUACGGCGCCGAUAUUACAUACGGCGAAGAGAUUAUCGAUCAUAAGCUUGUUAAAUGCGAGCGCCGAGUUAAUGUUGCUGCCGGAACAACUGAGUUUGUGGAGAAAGGGUCAGAGAAUGUCGUCUUUAGCACAUGUGAUGAAGAAAGAAGUAGAGUUGUUUUUCAGAUGGGGACUUCUGAUGCUGUUAGGGCUCUAAAAGCUGCUGAAAUUGUGUGCAAUGAUGUUGCAGCUGUUGAUAUUAAUAUGGGUUGCCCCAAGGCUUUCUCUAUUCAAGGAGGAAUGGGUGCUGCUCUGUUGAGUAAACCUGAGCUAAUCCAUGAUAUAUUGGCAACGCUUAAGAGGAACUUAGACGUACCGGUGACUUGCAAGAUUCGACUAUUAAACUCACCAGCAGAAACUGUUGAGUUGGCAAGGAGAAUCGAGAAACUUGGUGUACCAGCUCUUGCUGUACAUGGGAGGAAAAUUGCAGACAGGCCGAGAGAUCCUGCUAAAUGGGACGAGAUAGCAGAUGUGGUCGCGGCUUUAUCCAUCCCCGUUAUUGCGAAUGGAGAUGUUUUGGAGUACGAUGAUUUUACUCGCAUUAAAACUGCAACAGGCGCUGCAUCAGUGAUGGUUGCAAGAGGAGCUAUGUGGAAUGCUUCAAUUUUCUCUCCAAAAGGAAAGUCACACUGGGAAGAUGUGAAAAAGAAAUACCUUCGAAAGAGCAUCUUGUGGAAUAACGAUGUUAAGAGCACUAAAUACACGAUCAAGGAGAUGAUAGCUCAUCAUUCUUGUCUUGAGCUACCCGAAGGCAAGUCUAUCAACAAAGCAGACACUUUGGAAGAUCUAGCGCAGCUUUACGAGUUGGAAGAUUACUAUUGGACAGUGAAGAACAUUCGUCCCUUUGACACU